Vicia faba (fava bean) is the source of this 1263-nucleotide messenger RNA. Lineage: Eukaryota; Viridiplantae; Streptophyta; Magnoliopsida; Fabales; Fabaceae. The record is from the annotation of a GenBank genome assembly.
AUGGAUCGGGAAGAAUAUCUGCGGAAGUGUUCCAAUAUGAAAUGCCAAAGAGUUCAGGUGGAUGAAUCAUACGUGCCUUCCUUUCAAGAUGAUGGGAUGGAAAUUGAGCAUUUGCUUGAAGAACCUAGAAGUGAUCAUGUUUCAUUGGAUGGCAGUUUAGCUUCUGACACAGCUUUGACAGACAAGAAUGAUUUGGAACUGGAGGUCCUUGAUGGAUUCCUGGGUGAGGGAUUCCUGGAUGAUGUUGACAUCAAUGAUCUUGAAGGAGCUGAUGGUUUCACCGAUGUAUCUGGAGGGUAUUUCUUAGAUUUUGAUUUUGCCAAAGUUGAGUUACUAGGCUCCGGUGCUUAUGAAGACUCACUUUUGGAAAACUCAAAUUCGGAAAGUCAAUCUCCAGGAUUAAGUGGAAGUAGCACUGUUGGUGGAAUAUCAGAAUCAGCAAAAGCACCCAAUAGUACACUAUCUGAAUGCAAAAUUGAAUCUCUAGAGGAGACAGUCACCCAUGAUACACAUGGUGUUUUCAGGAACAAUCCAAGUCAACCAUCAAAUGUGGCAGUAUGUUGUCUUGUAAGACAGAAAAUGUUACUGUUGAAAAUUGCCAAUCUGCUCCACCUAGAGAGAAGAGAUUCCGAAAGCCUACUAAGAGGAUUGAAGAAUAUUCCAAGCGAAAAGUCUAGUAAUGGUAAUAGUGAUGUAACGCCUACCGAGUUGCAACGCUGCAAGAAGCUGCCAAAGAAAGAGGAACUUGAGUAUGACAAUGAGUCUUUUUCCUCGGAGGAGUUUGAGGACGAGUUUGAGGAAGAGUUUGAGGAUGAACGUUCGCCACCAAAAAGAAGUAGAUCAAAAGAUCGAAGAAAGCAUCAAAGGAUGUGGACAACCGCCGAAGUGACGAAGUUGGUUGAUGGCAUAUCUGAAUAUGGAGUUGGUCGAUGGACUGAUAUACAGAGAUUUCUAUUUUCGGCUUCAGGCUACCGAACUCCCACAGAUAUCAGGGACAAGUGGCGUAACCUUCUCCGAGCCAGUUCUGCACAGAAAUUCAUCCAGAAAGAGGGUGAGGAAAAUGACAAGAUUGCCCCGAGGGCCUUACCUUUCAGUGUGGCAAGCCGAGUGCUGGAAUUGGCUAAAAUUCACCCAUACCCAAAGCGACGAAACUCGAAGAGAUCGUUUGAUAGUCAAGUCGGCUCUUCUGUCACAGCCAGUCAAAGCAGUGGUUCUUCUAUUAGUCUUGGCAGAAGAAAUGUCCGUAGGAAGAAUUGUACUUAG